Molecule: messenger RNA, 3016 nt
Organism: Melanaphis sacchari
Lineage: Eukaryota; Metazoa; Arthropoda; Insecta; Hemiptera; Aphididae
Product: protein SMG8
Exons: 18
Coding region: 85-2874 (929 amino acids)
Biological process (GO): nuclear-transcribed mRNA catabolic process, nonsense-mediated decay
Source: RefSeq, a predicted model, not a curated record
UAACAGUUAGUAAUAAGUAGACUGUAGCCCGUAGGUACUUUUUUUAGUGAAAAUAUUAAAAUUAAAAAAAUAAUAUUACAAAAUAUGAAAUAUAAGAAAAUAUCUUUGCCUUUUGAUGAAAAUUUUAUCAGUUCUAUCCAAGACAAUACCAAACCAACUAUUAUUGUUUCUAUAUUUGGGAAAUCUUCAUUAGCCUCUAAAUCAUGCAAAGCUCGCUUUGUGAAUGAGUUUUAUGAUCGUCCAAUAUUUAAUUCACCUUUAGUACAAGCCUCUUCAAAUUCAAGACUUCAGUCAUCAAUUGAGUGUUUUUAUGAUGAGCCAGGUGGGAUUGUUUAUCUUCACUUAAUUGGUUCUUUUGAUAGUCAUUCAAUCACACAAAACAUUGAUGAAUUAUCGACAGAAAUUGAAGAAAAAGGUUUUUUGAGAGUAUGGUCAUCACUGAAGUACAACUAUGCAUGUUCAUUAUUGUUUUUGUUAAAUGUUUCACACAUUCUUGUACUAACAAAUCCUGUUCCUGUAUUUGACACUAGCUACUUGAGUUAUUUCAAAGCUCUUGAUUGUUCACGAUCGAAAUUCCUUAACGCAAUAAAAUCCACAUUGUCAAAAAUACCUAAUAUAUCUACAACUUGGAUAGAGAAUACCAGACUGUGUUCACCAAGAUUAUUAUUUUAUUAUGAAACAUGUCCAGAUGAAUUUAAAAAAAAAAAGCAAUCAAAUGGGCCAUGCCAUCCUGGUUUAAAAAAAGCUGAAUAUUCUUUAGAAGACCAAAUUUAUUGUAUACUUAGAAAAAGACGAAUUAUUUCAAAUAUAAGCACUCAUUCUUUAUUUGCUAUCCCAGCUAAUCAAGAAUAUGUAUUUAUGGAUGAUUCACCUGAUCAAGUUUUAGACUGGGAUGAAUUUUUAACUAACUCACUGAUAAGUUUGUGCAAUAGUUCAUCUGUUGAAAUUAAAGAUCGUUUCAUUGACUGUGGACUUGAAGAAGAUAAUGUGGAGAAAGACUUUUUAAAUAAAAGUCAUAAUAUAAAAAAAUUUAUAUUUGACCACAUUGAUGUAGCAUUCAAAAAAGGAUUUGAUGAUAAUAUCGGUAGAAAUGCUAUUACAAUUCCAAAUUAUUUUGAGGCUCCAGCUUUUAGUACUUGGUGCCUAGUAGCAAAUGAAAUGUACAAUUUAUUUGUCUUGGCAAAUGACCUUGAUGAAGAAGCUAAAAUUGCAAUGGAAACAUUAAGAUCAUUUUUAGAUAUAGAUACCAAUUUUAGUGAGAGACGCUGCCGUAAAGUUCAGCCUAUUGCCAUGGCAGCCUAUCAGGAAAACUUGCCAUCACAUUAUAACAGAAACUAUCACGACACUAAAGUAGCUCAAGCACUUUCAGUGUUUGCUCAACAUGCCCGUGGGCCUUUACUCGAUGAUUAUAUUCAAAUUUUAGUUCAAGACUGUGAUAAAUUUUGGCAAUCAGGUCGUCAAAUGUGUGAAACUCUAUCAUUGACUGGAAAUCCAUGUACACAGCCUUUGCACAAAGGGGGUACUGUUGAUGGACCUAUCAAGGAACCAGAGCAAGAUGACAAUUAUAUUAAUAAGGAUGAACUACCUACUAUGGAACAUUCAAGUAGUGUCAUGUACUUGUCAGCAUGCAACUGUGGUCAUAAGCAAGGUACUCGUGAAGACCCAUUUACAAUUAGGACAGCAAACUAUGAUUUUUAUCAAAUUAUGGCCAAUGAUUGUGUCUGUGGUUGUUUAGACAGAAUUAAUUUUCCAGUAUUCCAACCUAGUACACAAGACUAUAGAGCGGCACAAUUAUUUGCAAAGCCUCCUGUGAUUGCUGGUAGAAAAAACAGUGCCGGUUUAUUACACACUCCAACUCAAAUGGGCCAUACUCAAGUAUUAAGUUUAGGAGGAGUUUUUGCCAGUUGUCAUUCUGUAGAUCCAAUAAAUGAAAUUUUGGGCGAAACAUCUCGAAAUAGGGAACUUCCUGAUAGACAGGGUCUUACUUCUGUUGAGUUGAUAAAUAUGCAAAAGAAUGAAGACACUAUCUCAGGAAAUCAGAUUGUUAUUAGAGUAACUGAUACAGAUGGUGACACAAAAGAAAAAUCAUUAGUUCGACAACCAAGCACGACAGAAUACUUGCCAGGCAUGUUGCAUACCGAAUCGCCUAAUAGUUUAUUGCCUCAGUUUCCAUCUUGGUCUUUAGUAUGUCUAGGCUCGUCUUGUUUGUAUUCACAUAAUAUAGGACUUCAAGAAACACAACAUCCUGGAUUUUUAAAUUCUACAGCUUAUCUUCUACCUUGGGAUGUUACUGUUCGAUUAGAACAUCAUCCUAGAGAUCGAUACUGGAAUUCUGAUAGAAACAAAAUUAAUUCAUCUCCUAUUCAGCGAGGGCGGAAAACUAAAGGUUCUCGAGAAUUUUCUGUUAAAAUUUUCAUUGGAGUUGAAUAUGAAUGCCCAAGAGGACAUCGAUUUAUGUGUUCAGCACCUGACAAGAUAUUAACUACUGCAGGUAGUGGUAUCGUAAAAGAAAAUGGAAAUAAGGUCUCUAAUUCAGAUAUGCCAUUGUACUUCCCGUGCCCUUGCAGCUCAGCUCCUUUAAUGGCUCAGUUAAUGAGAAUCCACGUUGUAACUCCUAAAGCACCUGUUCAUAUAACUUUAAAUCCCAUGGUGCAACCUGAUGAAAAUGGUGGUCCAAUAUUUGUAACGGGAUUUGAUACACCUAUUGAACUUACACAGAGUACUUAUUGGGUACUUCGACUGCCUUAUGUGUAUGCUGGUGAUCGUGGUCCUUAUCUUCCACCAAAAGAACCAUCACAGAAUCAAGGAAAACUUCUCAAAGGGGUGUAUAGUGUAGCAGAAGCAACAACAGAUAACAACAAACUUAACGUUUGAAAAAAAUCAAUAUUUUAUUUUUGAAAAUAUUUUUAUUAUUUGGCACAAUAUUAAUGGAAGGACUUAAUUACAUGAAUAACACUCAAUUAAUAAGUAAUGUAAGCUUUUAAAUUUUAAGUGUAGUAAAACAAACAUAUUAUUA